Molecule: messenger RNA, 1347 nt
Organism: Planococcus citri (citrus mealybug)
Lineage: Eukaryota; Metazoa; Arthropoda; Insecta; Hemiptera; Pseudococcidae
Product: serine protease snake-like
Exons: 7
Coding region: 82-1245 (387 amino acids)
Biological process (GO): proteolysis
Molecular function (GO): serine-type endopeptidase activity
Source: RefSeq, a predicted model, not a curated record
AUACCUAUAUUGAUUAUCAUUUUACUGAUUUUGCUAGAUUGAAACUUGUCUGCAUCACAUGUGAUUAAUAAAGUGUUACUCAUGCUGCCAAUUUUCACGAAAAUAGUUUAUAUUUUAUUAUUGAAUUGUUGUGUAGUAUUCGGCAUCGAAAAAGAUAAAAAAUGUCUUGACGGGGUUUGUACAUUUAUAUCACAGUGCCCUGUAGCUUUGGAGAAUUUACAAAACGGUAUUUUCCCGAUAAUAUGUGGAUUUGAAGAUGCAUAUUCAGAACCAACGAUCUGUUGCCAAAAGCUGCAAGUUGAAACAUCCACUGAACUUUUACGAAGCCCGGAACAAGUUACUCAACCUAAUGAUAAGGUAGUUUUUCUCAAAGAAAAAACUGAGCUGACGAUUUCAAAAAAAAAAUGCAAGGAGUACGCUCUGCAAUCAUGUGAAGGAGUAUUACAAGUAACGAGUGAUGAAAUCGAAAACAUUGAUCAACGAUUUCCUCAUACGGCAUUAAUUGGCUAUGGAGAAUACUCAAAUAUACAAUGGAAAUGCAGCGGAUCUCUUAUCAGCGAAUUUUAUGUAAUAACUGCAGCUCGUUGCGAGUACACACCAAACGGGUAUGCUCAGUGGGUACGAUUGGGAACAAGCACAUCGUCGGAAACUUCAAACUACACUCAUAAUGAAAUUGUAGAACGUAUUAUUCAUCCAAAAUAUGUACACCCCUAUUUUCAAAAUGACAUUGCAUUAUUCAAACUUAAAGAAAAAGUAGAAUUCAACGCCUACGUCCAUCCGAUUUGUUUAUUCGACGAAACUGAAAUUAAACACGAUAAAUUACUAAGCGUCGGAUUCAGUAUAGAUAGAUGCGUAGACUCAGCGUGCCAUAUUCAAACUUCGAACGAUUUUCAAAUUGAUACACAGUUGGCAACAAAUGCUCAAAUCGAAGAUCUUUACAAUUGCAGAAAUAUUUUUCACAACGCCAAAGAAUCAUUCAACGGAUUAUUGGAUCAAAAAUCGAGUAUUUGUACCAGGCUCACAUUACCUCAACUUGAAACAUGCCAGGGCGUUGUUGGAGAUCCAUUACUUCGUGAAAUAAAAACUGGCUGUCCAUCAUUUUACGAACUUAUAGGAGUUUUAUCAUUAGUAAAUCAUGUAUCAAAUGGAAUUUCUUGCUACUACCUCAACACAACGAUGAUCAAUACAAAAGUAUCACAUUUCCUUCCAUGGAUUGAAAAAAUAGUCUGGAAGUAUAAUUAUUAAAUCAUUCAAAAAUGAAAUUGAUACUGUUCAAUUGUGUAUAAUUCGACGGGUUAAAAAAUUAAACAAAGCGAAAACAAUACAGGAAAACGCAUUACGGUUAAA